Messenger RNA from Danio aesculapii, 1088 nucleotides. RefSeq names its product urate (5-hydroxyiso-) hydrolase a (gene uraha). The record is from RefSeq and is a predicted model, not a curated record. The transcript is spliced from 2 exons. Gene Ontology annotation, biological process: purine nucleobase metabolic process. Gene Ontology annotation, molecular function: hydroxyisourate hydrolase activity. The coding region runs from base 688 to 930 and encodes 80 amino acids. NCBI's taxonomy places the organism in Eukaryota, Metazoa, Chordata, Actinopteri, Cypriniformes, Danionidae.
AUAUAGAAGCACAACAGCAGCUUGUUUUUAUGUCUGUGAAAGUCUGAGAUUUAGAAAUUUGGCUUAAAGUGCGCCGGAACACUGCGCAUCCCGUUCUCUGUUCGCAUGAUGGAUAGAGGAUUGAAUGUUUCAUUUCCAUUCUAAAAUAAGUCAGAUUGAGCAUAGAUCAAGCUCUUAGCAGUUGGCUAAAGGGUAAGAGUGACCUGUGUGAGAGCAGUGGGCUGCCAGGAAAGUCUCAAAAACACAAAUUCAGGGUGAAUCAAACAUGAAAGAUGGUUUGCACGUUCAUAGUGAUGAUUAACUUGCAAAUUUUUCAAAUAUUCAAAACUUUCUGUACACUAUUAUACAUUUUUAUGUGGGGUUUUGAAUUUGAGAAAGUAUUUUAUGACCAUGUAUUUUUAUUUUGUGGCCAUAAAUUGUUCCUAUACUGUCAAUUUAUUUAAAUGUUUUGUGCAUGUGAAUUUAGCUACUUAUGCAUAAAUAUUAUCAGUGAAUUCUUUUUAAAACUAUCUGGCCCCCAUAAUUGCCUUGCACAGAUUUUUUAUAUUAAUAUACAGUGUAUAUUAAUAUAAUAUUAAACUAUAAUUAAUAUAUAGUGACAGUAAACCUUGACGUGGCCUAAACAUUGCAAUAUGUAGCAGUUUUGUCCAAAUAAUUGAAAAAGAUUUUGAAGGACAUGAUAUUUGAAUGUUUGUGAAUUUUAGGAUCACAAAUGACGAUGGGAGGUGUCCUGGGUUAAUCUCAAAAGAAAACUUCAUUGCUGGUGUGUAUAAAAUGCGAUUUGAGACAGAAAAAUACUGGGAUGCUUUGGGGGAAAUAUGCUUCUAUCCAUAUGUAGAGAUUGUCUUUACCAUCACUAAUACAUCACAGCACUACCAUGUUCCUCUACUUCUGAGUCGUUUCUCUUAUAGUACAUACAGGGGAAGUUAGAUGUAAAGCUGCAUGUAUGACAGUGCAGUACUGCUUGUGUACUCCCACUGUGUUGCCACUUUAUAUAAUCUUCAGUUAUAAGUCAUUUUAUUUUGUUGAUGAGUUGAACAUUACACAUUAAUGUAGAGGAUCAAUAAAUAAUAUGUUGACGUCGCAAA